AUGGCACUCGGCACGGCGGCUGCGGUUGAUCAGUUUAGGACUGCCUUGCCUGGUAAAGUGGUGACCCCAGAGGUUAAGCCGAAGUACCAAGGAGCUGUGACACGCCCUUGGUCUCAGACGUGCUGGACCCCAGCUGCCGGAUAUGUCUACCUGAGCAAUGUACAAGAGCUCACUGAAGCACUGGCUAUUGUCAAGAAGACAGGAUCUAAGUUUGCGAUUCGCAAGACCGGUCACAACCCCAACGCUGGUUUCAGUAGUGCAGAUGAGACUGCCAUCGUUCUUGAUAUCCGCACCAACAGGGGGCAUGGGGGUUUUGCCCAAUCUUCACGGGCUUGGAGCAGAUGGCGUGAGAAACUUUGA
Molecule: messenger RNA, 360 nt
Organism: Aspergillus oryzae RIB40
Lineage: Eukaryota; Fungi; Ascomycota; Eurotiomycetes; Eurotiales; Aspergillaceae
Exons: 2
Coding region: 1-360 (119 amino acids)
Molecular function (GO): flavin adenine dinucleotide binding
Source: RefSeq, a predicted model, not a curated record